Molecule: messenger RNA, 1507 nt
Organism: Dicrocoelium dendriticum
Lineage: Eukaryota; Metazoa; Platyhelminthes; Trematoda; Plagiorchiida; Dicrocoeliidae
Source: the annotation of a GenBank genome assembly
CUCUUGGCGAGUUCACCGUUCCCGAUGCUCGUUUUAGUCACGUGCACAUCGACACCGUCGGUCCGCUGCCGCCGUCGAGUGGAUUUAAGUACCUACUUACUUGCAUCGAUCGUUACACUCGUUGGCCCGUGGCAGUACCCAUCGCGGACAUUUCCGCAGAGACGGUAGCACGUAACUUUGUGGCUCAUUGGAUCGCACAUUAUGGUGUCCCAUCCACCAUAACAACGGAUCGCGGUGCGCAAUUUGAAUCAACCCUCUUUCGAGAUCUCACUAAUAUCCUCGGAGCUAAGCGAAUAAGAACAACUGCGUACCAUCCAACAGCGAACGGGUUAGUCGAACGUUUUCACCGCCACCUCAAAACAUCUUUGAUGGCAUGUUCUGACACUACCCGUUGGACAGAAAACUUACCGCUGGUUCUAUUAGGUCUACGAACGACGUUUAAAGCUGAUUUAGGUUGCUCUGCCGCGGAGCUGGUAUACGGUACCACGCUAAAGCUCCCGGCUGACCUCGUUCAACCCAUCGACUUCAACGCUCUAGAUCCCUCAAACUUUGUUCAUCGCUUACGUUCAUCCAUGCGUGAACUGCAUUUUACUGCCACACGAGCACAAACUAACAAGUGUUAUAUACCAAAAGAUCUGACAACUUGUUCACAUGUGUGGCUACGAAACGAUGCAGUCCGCAGGCCUCUACAACCACCGUACGAAGGGCCAUUUGAGGUGAUCGCUAGAACAGAAAAACAUCAUAUGAUCAACAGGAAUGGUAAAGUCGAUGUAGUUUCGGUAGACCGACUCAAGCCAGCGUAUAUAGAACAACCUUGUGAAAAACAAUCGACAGGUUCUAAAAACACCAUAUGUACGCAGGAGUCAUCAAAGCACUUUGAAAAUGAUCCUCAAUCAUCAACAUCUGAAGCUAAGCCAAAAGAGACUAGUACGCGGCAAACACGGUCAGGUAGAAAAGUUCAUUUUCCAGACCGUCUAGCGUAUUAGAUAUCUUGAGAAUAACAACUUGCCGUGCUGUCUAUCUUGUUAUACUACCUGCUGCCAGUUUCCUUUCCUGCUCGUUGCUUUCCAGUGUUUGCCAGGAGAGGAAAGAACAACUUUAGCGCGAAUAAGAAGAUUCUCAUGUCGACAAAAGGCAGAAGGAUUGCGUUGGACAACACUCGCAACUCAAACAUCCUUGUUGCACUAUUACAUUCGGCUCCCACAUUUUCAUUGUAUCUUCGCUAACAACUUAAUCUGCGUGCCUCCUGUGCCUCAGCCUCGGGCAUUUUAAGCGACACUGUAUCAGGUAGAGGUCAGUUUUCCCGGCAAUUCCCACCGGGUUUUUUACUCCUGGUCGCUUAUCACCGUGCGGCUACCGCACUGGUGGGGAGGUAUGUAGGAGCUUUAACUUAUUUUGCUAUUUUUAGCUUACUUCUCUUCGCACAGGGAAGAUACUAGCCACAAUCAUAUGACUCUAACCACAUCAUUCAAAAGCUAUUGAUGUGUAUACAAUCAAUGGACAACUU